Molecule: messenger RNA, 1965 nt
Organism: Apis cerana (Asiatic honeybee)
Lineage: Eukaryota; Metazoa; Arthropoda; Insecta; Hymenoptera; Apidae
Gene: CCT5
Product: chaperonin containing TCP1 subunit 5
Biological process (GO): protein folding
Molecular function (GO): ATP hydrolysis activity; ATP-dependent protein folding chaperone; ATP binding
Source: RefSeq, a predicted model, not a curated record
ACUACUUGCUUAUGAACAUCCGUUAUGGACAACAAAAUGGUCGUGUAGUUUUGACGACAAAGAAACGUAAGUUUGUAAGUUUAUAAGUCUUUUCGUUAUAACUGUUUUAAACGUAAAGUCCAAGUUUCUUGGAACAAAAUGACUGCAAUACCUGGUACUGUGGCCUUUGAUGAAUACGGUCGGCCUUUUAUUAUUCUUCGUAACCAGGAAAAGCAAAAACGCCUAACCGGUAUUGAUGCCAUCAAGUCACAUAUUUUAGCAGCUCGUGAUGUAGCCAAUAUUUUGAAAACUUCAUUAGGUCCUAAGGGCCUUGAUAAACUAAUGGUUAGUUCUGAUGGUGAUGUUACUGUAACAAAUGAUGGAGCAACAAUUUUAAAAAAUAUGGAUGUGGAUCAUGAAAUUGCAAAAUUAAUGGUUCAAUUGUCUCAAUCCCAAGAUGAUGAGAUUGGAGAUGGUACUACUGGUGUAGUUGUAUUAGCGGGUGCUCUCUUAGAACAAGCAGAGCAACUGCUAGAUAAAGGAAUUCAUCCAAUUAGAAUAGCAGAUGGUUUUGAAAUGGCAGCAAAAUGUGCAACGGAUCAUUUAAAAAUGAUUGUACAUGAUUUUGAAGGUAGUCCAGACAAUCUGGAACCUUACAUAAAAAUUGCAAUGACCAGUCUUGGUUCCAAAAUCAUCAACAAAUGUCACAGACAAAUGGCAGAAAUAGCUGUAAAUGCUGUAUUUGCAGUUUUAGAUCCUGUUGCACGUGAUGUAAAUUUUGAAUUAAUAAAAAUAGAAGGAAAAGUUGGAGGCAGAUUGGAAGAUACAGUCCUUGUUCGUGGUGUUGUCAUUGAUAAAGAUUUCAGCCAUCCUCAAAUGCCUAAGAGGUUGGAAAAUGUUAAAUUAGCUAUUUUAACAUGCCCAUUUGAACCUCCCAAACCAAAAACUAAGCAUAAGUUGGAUGUCACUUCAGUUGAUGAUUAUAGAGCAUUACGUGAAUAUGAACAAGAAAAAUUUAUUGAAAUGGUGAAAAGGGUUAAAAAUGCUGGUGCAACACUUGCCAUUUGUCAGUGGGGAUUUGAUGAUGAAGCUAAUCAUCUUCUUCUUCAGAAUGAAUUACCUGCUGUUAGAUGGGUUGGUGGCCCAGAAAUCGAAUUAAUAGCUAUCGCUACGGGUGGACGUAUUGUUCCUCGCUUUGAAGAAUUGACACCAGAGAAACUUGGUCAUGCAGGCGUCGUUAGAGAAUUAACAUUUGGUACUACUAAAGAUCGAAUGCUUGUUAUUGAAGAAUGUAAAAAUUCUCGAGCAGUUACCAUAUUUAUCCGUGGUGGAAAUAAAAUGAUUAUUGAAGAAGCAAAACGAGCUAUUCAUGAUGCAUUGUGUACGGUUCGUAAUGUAAUUAAAAAUCAGAAAAUUUUAUACGGAGGAGGUGCUGCCGAAAUUUCUUGUGCUUUGGCAUGCGCAGAUAAAGCUAAUAAAAUCAGUACUUUGGAACAAUAUGCAUUCCGUGCAUUUGCCGAAGCUUUAGAUGCUGUGCCUAUGGCACUUGCUGAAAAUUCUGGCCUUUCACCUGUAAAUACUUUAGCUGAUAUUAAAGCAGCACAAAUAGCUGAAAGCAAUUCUGCUUUUGGUGUAGAUUGCUUAAAUCGCGGCACUUAUGAUAUGCGAGCACAAAAUGUUAUCGAAACAUUGACGAGUAAAACACAACAGAUUUUAUUAGCUACACAAUUGGUCAAGAUGAUUCUUAAAAUUGAUGACAUACGUUCACCUAGUGAUGCCGGCGAUGCUGCCUAAAGAAAUUGCAUAUUUUUUAUUCCAAUAUUAUUGGAUUUUUCAAUAUUUCACCUUCCUUGCUUCUUCCAAGCUUCAUUCACAUUUCUAAUUGAUGUAUUAAAUUUAAUUAACAUUUUAUCGUCGGUAUAAAAAUGAAAAAUAUUUAUGUAACAGCAUUGUGAUACGAAAUAAAUAAUUUUACUUUCGUCAAAA